GCGUCGCUCUCAGUGAAGAUGUGUUGUGUUCUGCUGUACUACAUUCUGCCACGGAAACAAGGUGCCGAAAAUGCGCAUAAUGAAGUGAAGGUGAAUCAGGAGCAACAAUAGAUAGUCUUCUGAACCUUUGCGCAAGAGUCUCAAACAUUAGGAACAACAACGGCCAUCAUGAUAGACCUCAGCCACCUGAGCGAGGAGGAGCAGGAGAUGAUCAUGACUGUUUUAAAGAGGGAUGCCGACUUGAAGAAAGCCGAGGAGGAACGAAUAAAACAACUACAGAAAGCCGUCCCAGAGGAAGACAGACGCAAGUAUUUGUCAGGAGAAUGGUUCUACGAGGUUAAGUCACAGAGACACCAGGACAGGAUUCAUGGCUCUGACAUCAUAUUGGCAUCAAUGAAUCAAAGAAAACCAUCAGUUGUUGAGUAUUUAACCAAGCCAUGGGGUGGCAGAUCAAGAAGCAUCAGCAGAAAGGAUAGUGAUGGCAUCAUGACGUCACCCAAAAAAACACAAACUACUGAGUCCUCAGAGCAGCUAAAGGAAAGGGAAAACGGCGACAUAUUUGAGGUCCAGCAAGAAAACCUAAACAAAGGCAUAAGAUCACCAUCCAAGCCAAGACACAACCCAUUCAACAGUGUUCCUAUAGAGCUUGAUUUUGAGGAGACUGAUAUCCCCUUUACAUCAGGACCUGGACUCAGGAAAUCAUUAGACAGGGGCUUUGAUUCACAAGUAAAACAUCAGGAAGCAAGUAACAGUGAAGUUAAAAGCGAGGUCUCUGACACUAUACAAAACAGACCUCCUGCUCAAAAGCCUGUGCCAAAGAAGAGAACCAAAAUCAACAAACCCCAGGGCUCUAUCUCAGACAGCACCAGUUCUGUGUCCACCCAGAGCAUGUCCAGGCAGAGUGUGUCCACCACAGCAGGCUCAGGUAUCAGGUCUCCACCACCAAGAACUAUCCCCAAUCACAGCUCAAAUGAGCCAACUCUCAAAAGCCAACUGCGCCAACCAGUUGUAUCUCUAAGCCAAGUUAGCAAAAACACCAGCCAAGGAAAGGAUCCUGAACAAUCUAGACUUUCUCCAGGAAGUACAGAGAAAUCAAGUAGCAAAAUUAAAAACAAAGAGCCAUUUAGCUCCCCUUCACCAACGAAGUUGCCGAAAUCACGUUUACCAGUUAGAGCCUCAUCGCAACUAAUAAACCCUCCGUGGGGCUUACAAGAGAAGCCAAAGAUACAACCACGUCUAAGUCUGACCUCUAUCACAAGAGCAGAUGAUGGCAAGAAAGUAGAAGAACCUCUAAAACAAAGAAGAGAAACAAAGAGUUGCCUACCUCAGUCAAUAAGUGUGGAAUUGGAGGACCAAAACAUUUCUGGUGAAAUGCAUCUUCCCCGUGAGAAUGCAAUGUUUGCAUUGACUAACAACUCUAAAAAGCCAACGGAUGAGAUCACUACCUCUCAACCUACACAGCACAAGUCUGAGAAAGGGGAAAAUCAUGUGGCUCAGUUUCCAAAAUUGGAAGCAAUAAGAACUGAAGAAAAUAUGAAGAAAACUGCUGUUGGUCAACAAUUUCCCAGAUCCCUCAACAUAACAGAUCCAUUCAAUAAGGCAGAUGUCUCUUCUGACUGUGAGACUAGCAGCAACCCCCUUGCCUUCAACAUAAAACAAAAAACUAGUAACUCAAAACAGGAAAAUGCCAAACUGGAGGUCAUGACAGAUGAACACAUUCCGACACCUACUGAUGAACAAGGGGAUUCCAUUGCCAAAGUUCUUGAGUGGUUUAGCAGAAGCUCAGACAGCAGUGACAGGCUUGAUGUAGAGAGCAAUGUCCAUGAGGACAUGGAGGAGGGCACCAAGAUCGAUGACAUAGACUUUGAAGAUGAGGUUGAUCAGAGAUCUAAACCAAGGGAUAAUGUGUACUUGAUCAUACCAUGCCAGAGUGAGGAGAUUCCAUCAGAAGUCAAUACGAUGUUUCUACAACAGAAUGAUUGGGGUAAGGAACAGAGUGUUGAUGAGCCAACCCAAACCAUUCCAAAAGAACGAAGAUUUGAGUCUCACAAAGAACCUCUCAUCGGGAAUCUCUCUAUUGACUCUGCUCCUACUGCAAACAAUGUCCCUCCAAAGAUCCCAGAAGUGAAUAUUUCUGUAGGUGGGAAAGUAAGUCAAAAGGAGAACAAAACAGAAGCUUUUAUCAAAAGAGAGGAAGUGACCAAAGUUCAACUGGAAAACAUUGACAUCAAGCAUACUCGGCAUCUUCCAAAAGAAAGACCAGGUGCUGAAGAGAACCAGCGACCAAAAAUUGCCAAUUUGAAAUCAUUCUGGGAGAAAGAAAACAUUGGUCCAAAGAUUUUGAUCAGCAAAUCUAGUGCUCCUGGUAUAACUGAACAAUUAAUCCCUAGUGAUGUUAGCAGAAAGCCGACUGAAUGUGUAGAGGACCAACAGAGAAGUGAACAGAGCUUGAAAGCAACAUUGCCAGGACAUCAAAAACAAGAGACCGUUGUGGAAGAUUUAGACCUUGAGAAUAUAGGGAGUGCUAACACCAUCUAUAAACCCCAAGUACCCAUCGUUACAGAUGAAUCAAAAGCGCAAUUGAUAUAUACUAAUCAGAAGAAUGACCAAAUACUUGCAAGCUCUCUCUUAGACAAAGUAGUUUCUCUUCCACGUUUAAAGUCAUCUUCACCAUCACUUGACAGUGGAUCCUUGCUAUUGGGUCAAAAUAGUGAUAGCAUGGGAGGCACAGUUAGCACACAUAGUAGUGAUGCAGAUCACACUUCUCCAAAGGAAUUAGAGGCAAAAUCAAAAACUGCAUCAAGAACCAAUCAAGUGCCUUCUGUUAAGCAGAAUUACCAGCAAGAGAACAUGGCAGAGAGAAUCAAGCAACUAAAGUCCUUCUGGGAGAAAGAAUCUAAAACAUCAGCAGCUCAAAUCAGAUCGACUACUACAGCUCGAUUGAACCAAAGAUUUACAAAGUCUGAGUUUGAUCUCAGAACAAUAGGUACAGAGUAUGAUGAUGAUGACGUUGAGGACAGUUCUUCAGCCAGAGAUAGACUGUCUCCUAAUUUCCCUGUGCAACCUCUACGGAAGGAUAAGCCAGUUGUGAUGGAUGGUAUGAGCACUUCACAGUUUAUGAACCUUCGUGACUUCUGGGGAGGACCACCUACAAAAUCAGGACGAAGGUCACCGGUCCUUGAAAGUGGAAUUCAGAGAUCUUUAAGUCCACAAAGUUCAAAAGAGAGAGCCAAUGUCAAAGACUUUGUUAAUGACAGCCAGAAUGGUAAAAUAUCCUCUCCAGCCAAAACUAGAGCAUUCCAGUCUCCCUCAAAGAAGAGAAUUAUGUCAAGACAAGAAUCAAAAAAUGAUCCGUCAAAUGGGGGCGAAGCAAUAUCCCUUGGAGUGUCUCAUUCUCUUCAUGCACAGAAAGGCUCUCAGAAUGCUUCAAAAGCCACAAUGGGACCUAAACCUCAGGCUGGUCAGGAGUCACGACCUCAGCAGGGUAGAAGAAGCAACAAAGGCAGUCUAAAUGGAAAAGCAAGUGCCAUGCGACGUGCCACCAGCAUGUUUUCAGUGAACACUGCAUUUGAGGAGCAAAGCCAGGACUUACAUCUUCAGUCCAAGAAAUCUCAGGGUCCCAAUAUGCAACAGGCCAAAAAUACACCAGAAGCUAGCAUUACACAGACCAGGAAGACACAAGAAGCUAGCUAUACUAUACCAAAAACAUCCCCAGAAAUCUCUUGGAGAGACAGAGACAAAAAUACUCAAAGAAGACCAUCACGUACCUCAGAGGAUUCCGACUCUCAACCUCUUGCUAGAUCUUUCAUUCCACGGGACUACCAACAUUACCUUGGAAUUACAGAAGACAGAAGUAUAUACACUCCACCUCCAGUUACAGAGCAGGUUGAUAAUUUUAUCUGCACUUCAUUUACAUCAUCUCCAGAGACAAAUUGCAGCUGUAAGUGUUCCCCAGUAAAAACCAGUACUCCAGUACAGGGUUCCCCCGACUUCCAAACCAGGAAAGGGAGCUUGGGACUCCACUCAACCACACAAACUGAUGGAAAUGCCACUAAGGGGAAUUCAAACCGUGAAAAUGAGAGUCCCGUUCUGAAAGCUUUGAGACAAGCUUCAUCUAGACCUGUGUACCAUAAGAGCAUGGAAGACAUCAGCCUUCAUCCUAGACAAGACCAAAAAUUCAAACAAACAAAUGACUAUAUGCAGGACAACUAUGAUGUUUCAGUUGCCCAGACUUCCUUUGCGACCUCAGACCCAGAGCACAUGAAGAAACUCAGCAAAUCAGUGCCCUCAUUUCUACAAAAAGAAAGUGAUGGAGGAGAGAGUGACUCAGAGAGCAGUUCCCGCAGUAGCGUCCCACAGUGGAAUAACAGACAAUUUACUAACCUCAGCAACUACUCUGGCUCCACCUCUGUUAGCGGCAGUGUUGCUAGCGUGUACAGUAGUGACUACAGCAGCGUUGACGUUCAAGGGAGCAUCCAGUUUUCACUAAACUACGUGCACAAGUUGCGGGAGUUUCAUAUCUUUGUUGUUCAGUGCCAGAAUCUGGCAGCAGUGGACAAGAAGAGGAAUCGAUCUGACCCGUAUGUUAAGAGUUACCUCAUACCUGAUUCUGCCAAUUUGGGAAAAAGAAAAACUGCUGUGAAAAAGAAAACACUGAAUCCUACAUACAAUGAGAUUCUUAGGUACAGAGUUCGAAUGGAGUACCUGAUGUCCCAGGUUCUCAACAUUUCAGCAUGGCACAAUGACACAUUUGGUCGUAACAGCUUUCUAGGUGAGAUAGAGCUUGACCUCUCCUCGUGGGAUUUUAACGACACAGAGAUGAAGCUUUUGCCUCUUAAACCAAGGAAUCUCAACUCACAGACCACAAACAGCCUCCAGCCAUCUGAAUUUAGAGGACAGAUGAGACUGGCCAUACGUUUCCUGCCUCAGAUCUCCCACUCAAAGAACAUUCCUGGCUCUGGUGAAGUGCAUAUCUGGGUCAAAGAAUGCAAGAAUCUCCCUCUAAUCAGAAGUCCAACUAUUGACCCAUAUGUGGAAUGCUUUGUACUCCCCGACACCAGCAAAAAGAGCCGUCAGAAGACUCGGGUUCUGAAGAGAACAGCCAACCCCAUGUUUAAUCACACAAUGGUGUAUGAUGGGUUCAAGGCGGAGGACUUAAAAGAGGCUUGUGUGGAGCUUACUGUUUGGGACCGGGAGCGUCUAGCCAAUCACUCGCUUGGAGGCCUGAGACUCGGCAUGGGCACAGGCAGGAGUUAUGGAGUAUUGGUGGACUGGAUGGACUCUACAGCAGAGGAGGUCACUUUAUGGAGGAGAAUGAUGGCAUCUCCCAAUGAAUGGGUGGAAGGCUUGCUACCACUGAGGAUGAUAACAGCAGCCAAAAACACAUGGAAAUGAGACUAAAGAGACUAUUAUCAAAGUCCACAUACAAUAUCUUGCAUUUUGUUAUAAUUUAUAGUAAAAUAGAUUAGGUUUCAUUAUUACGUCACAUAAAGAAAGACAUUCUGGUCCCCAUUACACCUGGGAUUAACACACUUUUCUUAUCCAGGUAGUAUUGUGUUAUUCUUCAGAUGGAUUUCAUUUACAUCUUCACUUCAAUGCGUGUCCAGUAUGACUGAACAGAGACCCAAAUUAACUUAACCUCAAGAAAUGUAAAAUGGCACUUACAUAUAUCCAGAGGUGGAUGUUGGGGCAAUUUUUCUAAUAUUAUCUUUUUUAUUAUAUUUUUUAAGAAGUUGUUGAAUUAUGUAGUUAAUGAGAAUACCUAUAUAUUUUGAAACAAACAAACAAACAGAACGCCAACAUUCAAAGCAAUGGCAAAAAAAGAAAAAAAUAUAUGAUAAUAAAAAAACACUAAAAAAUUGUUUAACCAGGAAAGGAGGAAGAUGCAAAAUGUGUGUAUAUUACACAAUGUUGUCUCCCAUUAUUGGAAUUGAAUUUUUUGCCAAGGAUGUGCAAAAUGUUCUGAUGGUGACUGCUUUAUUUGUAAAAUACACCUGUACUAACAUUGUAGAUAUACUGUACUACAUGCAAUGCUGGACACAUCUGAUAAAAGACCUUAUAAAAUAGCAAACUGAUUGCAUAAACAACAGAAAACUGUUUACCAUGCA
Messenger RNA from Pimephales promelas (fathead minnow), 6107 nucleotides. It is a transcript of the gene sytl2b, whose product is annotated as synaptotagmin-like 2b. Gene Ontology annotation, biological process: intracellular protein transport; exocytosis. Gene Ontology annotation, cellular component: plasma membrane; exocytic vesicle. Gene Ontology annotation, molecular function: small GTPase binding; neurexin family protein binding. The record is from RefSeq and is a predicted model, not a curated record. NCBI's taxonomy places the organism in Eukaryota, Metazoa, Chordata, Actinopteri, Cypriniformes, Leuciscidae.